AUCCACGCCGUCACGCGCUUCCUCUCCGCUGUUUAUAAGCCCACAUCUGGACAGCUGUUGUGUUUUAAUGGGUUUAAUGACGGAUUCUGAGCGUGCUGUGGAUAUGAAGACCUUCACCAUGCACAUGAUCCUGUCCUCACUGAUGGUUGCUGCCUGUGUGUCCUCUGUCCCAGGCUUCACCUCUACCCUCGGGACGCUCCAUCAGCCUGCUGUUCUGUCCUGUGAGCGUAACUGUUCAGGUUUGGUGAGAUGGAUGAAGAUCCAGAAGCGGAGCAGGAACAUGGUGGUGGCUCAGUGUGAUCAGACCUCCUGCAGCUCUGAGCACGGGUUCAGCAUCUCUUACCAUCAGUACCUGAAGGGGAACCUGUCCCUCACCGUCACUGCAGCUGAGUACAGUAGGCGUGGCUGGUACACGUGUCUGUGUGACGCUCAGGACGUCUGUGACGUGAGUCUGCGCAUUCGGCCGGUGGCAGUUGUGACACAACCCGGUUCUGGAGGUUCCGUGGUGCUGGACGUUGUGGUUCAUGAGCGAGUGGAGCUGGUGUUCCUCAGGAGCGGUGAUGGAGCUCAGAGUUCUGUCUCAGUCUGUACACUCGAUGGACGUGAACUUCAGUGCAGCCCUGAGUACGAGAACAGAGCGUCUCUCACCUGCUCGCUGACUCUGACCGCAACCAACCAGAGUGUGUACGUCCUGAGGGACCUUGAUAACGAUGAGAUCAUCUCUACACACACACUCACACUCACACACACACAGGUACACACUCGCACAACUGUACACUGAGCCGGGCUUUAUUCCUGAUUAAUGAUGUUAAAGUGUGUGUGUGUGUUCAUUUCACUAAUACAUCUGCUUUCAACAUCACAGGAAAUGACACACUGGUCAACAACACAACGCCUGCAAAAGGUAGACCAGAGCUCUGGACCCUGAGGAGAAUCUUUGAGGAGGAGUACAGAGGAGUGACGCUCGGCGCCGUGAUCACGGCCGUGUGUGUUGCUGCUGCUGUGUGGGUGUUAAAGGGCUGCAGCUGGAUCAGGAUGAAAGUGAAGAAGUGCAGGAGGGGGGGUGAUGGUCAUGUGACCUCUGACCCCGCUGAAAUCAAGCUGGCGGUGUUCGAUAACGAUUAAGGCGCUGUAGGAUGGUGUGUGUGUCCUGUAAGGAGCCGUGUGUUAUACAGUGUGUUAUACAUGGUCACGUUUAAACACCUUCCACACACAGUGGGUUUACACUCUCACACACGUGUGUGUUCCGUAAAUGUGGUGGAAAAAGGAUUCACAAGUAUAAAAUGUAAGGAGGUUUUACUGCUGCAGUGUGUAUUAGCAUACAGUGUGUGUUAGCAUACAGUGUGUGUUAGC
Molecule: messenger RNA, 1350 nt
Organism: Clarias gariepinus (North African catfish)
Lineage: Eukaryota; Metazoa; Chordata; Actinopteri; Siluriformes; Clariidae
Exons: 5
Coding region: 68-781 (237 amino acids)
Source: RefSeq, a predicted model, not a curated record